AAGUCGAAAUUGAGAGGAGAGAGAAAUGGAUAGGAUGUUUUCAGUGGACGAUAUUGCGGGCCACUUUUGGUCGCCAUCGCCGGCCGCCGCCGGUGCCGCCGAUGAAGAUGAGUCAUCGUCUUCAUCAUCCGCAUCGAAGAACAAGUCAACGCCGGCGAUGAUGAAUCGCAGCAUGUCUGAGUGGGCAUUCCAACGCUUCCUCCAAGAGGCAUCUGCACCACCGGAAUCUUCGUCUUCUAGGCCCAACGAUGUAGUCGAGAUCAAGGAUCAAGAUGAGGUUCAAGACAAAAAUCAGCCAAUUGCCACCACCACUGCUACUUUGAAGAACAACGAGAGCGGGAGAACGACCGGCAGUGCCAGUGGUGGUGGUGCAGCAGCAGCUGCGACGACGUCGUUUGGUGCUUCUGUAGUUGGCGGACCUCCCAACGUUCCUAUUGAUUCGGAGGAGUACCAGGAUUACCUCAAAAAUCGUCUUAACCUCGCUUGCGCAGCUGUUGCUUUGACUAGGGCAUCUUCUGCAAAACCUCAAGAUUUUGCUGCUUUACUUGACAAUGGAUCACAGGCCUCCAACACCUCGCAGUUGGGAUACCAGGCUCCUGCUAAAGUGUCAGGGUUUGAUCUCAAGGGACCAGGUAAGGAUGGUGGGGGACCUAUUGGAAUCCCUUCCUUGCAGGGUAUACAAAAGAAGCCUGCAAUCCCAGUGAAAUCAGCAACAAGUGGGUCAUCACGAGAACUAUCGGAUGAUGAUGAGCUUGAUGGAGAUACAGAAACAACUCAGAAUAUGGACCCCACAGAUGCAAAACGUGUUAGAAGGAUGCUAUCGAACAGAGAAUCUGCUAGACGUUCAAGAAGGAGAAAGCAGGCCCAUUUGACCGAGCUUGAGACACAAGUUUCUCAAUUAAGGGUUGAAAAUUCUUCGCUACUGAAGCGUCUUACUGACAUAAGCCAAAAGUACAAUGAAGCUGCUGUUGAUAAUAGAGUGCUGAAAGCUGAUGUUGAAACAAUGAGAGCGAAGGUUAAGAUGGCCGAAGAAAGCGUCAAAAGAAUUACCGGCUUUAAUCCAAUGGUCCAAGCCAUGUCGGAUUUAUCAACAAUGGGACCCAUGCCAUCAUAUUCUUGUAGCCCAUCUGAUGCAUCCGCGGAUGCUGCUGUUUCUCAAGACGACAUGAAACAACAACACUUCUACCAGGGCCAACCUCCUCCUCCACCUACCACCACCAACCACCACAUCCCCGCCACGCGACCACCGCCACAAAACAUGGUAAACCUGCCGCCGGUCGAAAACGUUCAACAACACAAUCCCGUGAUGUCGGAAGUCGGGAAUCAGAAGAUGAAUAGAACAGCAUCAAUGCAACGUGUGGCGAGCUUGGAACAUUUACAGAAACGGUUUCGUGGGGACGUUGGAUCGUCUUGUGGGACCACCACCCAGGGCAGCACCGGGGACCGCUAGCAGAAUCUAUCGAAAGAAAGUGGCUUAAUCGGAGAGCCUAAUUUUGGAGUCUCUUUUUUGGUGUCAAAAAUCAGUUGGUUUUCUCUGGUAUUUGAAUUGUGCAUAUUUCUUCCUCUAUUGGGAUGUCUUUGUUCUUAAUCGGACAAUUGAAACAUGGAAUUUGAACCAAUUUGAUGGAUUUCGUAUGUUUCCAAACACUUCUUUUUAUGUUUUACGAUUUUUUCC
Cynara cardunculus var. scolymus (artichoke) is the source of this 1675-nucleotide messenger RNA. RefSeq names its product light-inducible protein CPRF2-like. Bases 26 to 1450 code for a protein of 474 amino acids. Lineage: Eukaryota; Viridiplantae; Streptophyta; Magnoliopsida; Asterales; Asteraceae. The record is from RefSeq and is a predicted model, not a curated record. The transcript has 7 exons. Gene Ontology annotation, biological process: regulation of DNA-templated transcription. Gene Ontology annotation, molecular function: DNA-binding transcription factor activity.